AAAUUAUAGUUCGAAAUUUCAACUUUUCCAUUGACAAAAAAGGUGGGGAGUAGACCAUUUUUCAAUGGGUUACAGCCCAAAGAAUUUGUUGGUGAGAUCUUUCAAGAAAAAUUGUUCUUUUUUCUCCUAAAAAACCUUUCUUUAUCCCCUCUUGUUUUCUUUAAACCCCUUUUGUCCACACUUAACAUUUCUUUUACUGUUUUGGGGCAGUUCAUUUGUUCACCAUUUCAUUAAAUUGGGUUUGCAUUUCUGGUCCUUGUGCCUUGUUUGCCUCUUUCUUCAACUGGAGGCUAUGUCGCAUGGUUACGCGAUUGAGCUCUACUUUGAUCCUGCUCUGGAAAACCAGGUCUUGAAGGCGUGGAAUGUAUUGGCUCGGCGCCAGAUCAGCACUCAACUUAUUGAGAUUGAGUCUCGACCUCACAUUACCCUCUUCUCGAGUCCCUAUUUUGAUCCAUCAAAGCUUGAGAACAUUGUAAAGAAUUUUUCAUCCAAGCAAGAAUCUUUGCCUCUGUCCUUUGGUUCAAUUGGAAGUCUCCCAAGUGAUGACAAUGUUCUGUUUCUUGCCCCAACUCCAACUUUGUCUCUCCUUCAGUUCCAUUCUCAGUUGUUUGAUGCUAUGAAAAAGGAGGGAAUUGAGAUUGCGGAGGAGCAUCGUCCUGAUACAUGGAUUCCUUAUUGCCCCGUCGCUGAAGAAGUGCCUAAAACUCGUAUGGGCGAGGCAUUCACUGUUUUGAGGGAUCUGAAAUUACCUGUUGCUGGAUAUGCUAUGGAAAUUGCACUUGUCGAGUAUCCUCCAGUCCGUGAAGUAUUUUCUUUUGUGCUUGGUAAUACAGUUGAACCAUGAGACUUCAGACAUGUAAUUCUGUUGAUUUUAGUUUAGGCUUUUACCUUCCUUUCCUAUAUUGCUGCUAUUGUAGAAACUGAUGUAGAUGGUUAAGAGUGGUAUUAUCGUUGCUAAAUGGUCAUCUGCUUUGAUGAAAUAUUAAAGUCAGUUCUGGCUCU
Lycium barbarum (goji berry) is the source of this 1002-nucleotide messenger RNA. RefSeq lists its product as uncharacterized. The record is from RefSeq and is a predicted model, not a curated record. Lineage: Eukaryota; Viridiplantae; Streptophyta; Magnoliopsida; Solanales; Solanaceae. Bases 293 to 844 code for a protein of 183 amino acids. The transcript has 2 exons.